AUGAAGCUGGAAGACCAAGUUGAUGUUGAAGUUGAGAGAAGACUUAAGACUAUGAAUAUAGGUACUCAACAAGUAGCUCAAGUUCAACCUGUUCAAGCUGUUAAUUGUGAGAUCUUUGGGGGACCCCGUUUUUUCAUACAGUGUGUUGCAACCGCGCAACAAAUUGAAGAGAUAAAAUUUCUGAAGCAGAACAACCCUUAUUCUAACACUUAUAAUCCAAGCAGGAAGAAUCAUCCAAAUUUCUCCUGGAAAGAUCAGCAAGGGAAUGUUCAAAAGCAGGAUGGGCCAGAUAACACAAUAACUCACAAUCAAGCUCAAGGCACUCUUCCGAGUGCCACAAUACAAAAUUCGAGACAUCAUGAGAAUGUUAAUGUUGUCACAACAAGAAGUCAGAAAUUUGCUAAAGAUGAAGAAGAUAAGGCAACAAAGUAUGACCAUUACAUAGAGGUAGAUCUAGAAGUGAGGGAAAAUAAGAAAGAAGAAGAAGAAGUGAUACCACCAGUAAAGCCAAUUGAAGAGAAAAAGAGCAAUAUUCCUUUCUUUGAAGCGCUCGAGCAAAUACCCGUGUACACAAAAUUCAUGAAAGAGGUCAUCGUUAAAAAGAGACCAAUAGGAGAUGGGUCGACAACCUUGAAUGAAAAAGGUAGUGAAAUAUCACCAGGUAGGAGAAUUCCAAACAAUCAGAAGGAUCCUGGAGAUGUCACAGUCCCAUGCACAAUAAAAGACAUAACUUUCAAGAAGGUAGUAAUUGAUUCAGGAGCCAGUGUGAGUCUGAUGCCAUUGUCAAUCUAUCAAAGGCUUGGUAUUGGAAAUAUCAGUGAUACAAGGACAAAUCUAAAAUUUGCAGAUCACUCCAUAAAGAAUGCAUAUGGGAUAACAGAGGAUGUACUAGUGACAAUAGAGGAAUUUAGUUUUCUUGUUGAUUUUGUGAUCAUAGACAUACCUGAGGAUGAAGAGACACCUAUCAUUCUUGGUCGAUCAUUUCUGCGGGCAAGUCGAUGUAAUUUCGACAUAGACCAUGGUACACUAACUUUAAAAGUUUAUGAUGAUGAAAUAACAUUGAAUGUUAUUGAAAACAUGAAGCUAGAAGUGGAAAAAGAAUAUCACUAUCAAGUUCAAACAAAUCUUCAAGUACGAUCAGAUGCAGAAACCAAGGAGAAUCGCGAUAAAUCGGAGAAGUUUUCCCAUGCUCCAGUAGGCUUGCUACGGCCACCCGUAGCACCUACUACAGGCCGUAGUAGAGAUGUCAGGAACAAAAGCCAAAAUCCAUAA
Messenger RNA from Lathyrus oleraceus (garden pea), 1272 nucleotides. RefSeq lists its product as uncharacterized. NCBI's taxonomy places the organism in Eukaryota, Viridiplantae, Streptophyta, Magnoliopsida, Fabales, Fabaceae. Gene Ontology annotation, molecular function: aspartic-type endopeptidase activity. The record is from RefSeq and is a predicted model, not a curated record. Gene Ontology annotation, biological process: proteolysis. The transcript has 4 exons. Bases 1 to 1272 code for a protein of 423 amino acids.